Carica papaya (papaya) is the source of this 1569-nucleotide messenger RNA. RefSeq names its product 3'-5'-exoribonuclease family protein. Gene Ontology annotation, biological process: U5 snRNA 3'-end processing; nuclear-transcribed mRNA catabolic process, deadenylation-dependent decay; TRAMP-dependent tRNA surveillance pathway. Lineage: Eukaryota; Viridiplantae; Streptophyta; Magnoliopsida; Brassicales; Caricaceae. The record is from RefSeq and is a predicted model, not a curated record. Gene Ontology annotation, cellular component: cytoplasmic exosome (RNase complex); nuclear exosome (RNase complex). Gene Ontology annotation, molecular function: mRNA 3'-UTR AU-rich region binding.
GAGGGAAGAGAGUUUUGGGUUUUGGAGAGAGUUGAGUGAGGCGGAGCAAGAAGAGAGGGAGGAUUUUUUGAAGGGGACUGAGAGUAAAACAAAGUGAGAAGCAGGGAGCUUGAAGGGAGGGGGAGUAAAAAAGGAAAAAAGAUGGAGUAAUUUUGGAGUUCAAGGUAGUAUGCGCAAACAGGAGAAGAGAGAUUUGAGUCGUUUGUGUGGAUGACAGAGGAGAAAGCUGAAGAAAAAAUAUUGAUUCAGGGAGUGAAAAAGGAGAAAUAGUGUUCUAGUUUUGAAAAAGAAGCAGUGAGGAAGAACCGCUUGUUUGGAAAACUGAAGAAAGGAUAGGUAUUAGCAGAACUGUUCUCGUGGAAUCUUUACUUGGAUUUAGGAUAUUUAUCAGACUAGUAGUUUGAGAUUCAUGCAUCAAAUAUAAGCCCUGUUGUACUUUGAUUGUGAAGGAAUGGUGGGACUUUCUGUUGGAGAAAGACAUUUUAUACAAGGUGGGAUUGCUCAAGACCUUCGUUCUGAUGGACGGAAAAGAUUAACCUACCGACCCAUUUAUGUUGAAACUGGAGUCAUUCCUCAGGCAAAUGGUUCAGCAAGAGUCAGAAUGGGUGGAACUGAUGUCAUUGCCAGUAUAAAGGCUGAACUUGGUAGGCCAAGUUCACUGCAACCUGAUAAGGGAAAGGUUUCUAUAUAUGUUGAUUGUAGUCCAACUGCAGCACCAACGUUUGAGGGUAAAGGGGGUGAAGAGUUGUCAACAGAACUCGCAUUGGCUCUUCAAUGUUGUCUCUUGGGUGGUAAGAGUGGAGCAGGGGCUGGAAUUGAUCUGUCAUCUUUGAUAGUUGUGGAAGGAAAGAUUUGCUGGGAUCUUUAUAUUGAUGGCCUUGUUGUGAGUUCUGAUGGGAAUUUGCUAGAUGCUCUAGGUGCUGCCGUCAAGGCUGCUUUGAGCAAUACAGGUAUCCCAAGAGUCCAUGUUGCAGGAGAGGUAUCGGGUGAUGACCCACCUGAAGUUGACAUUAGUGAUGAAGAAUAUCUACAGUUUGAUACAUCCAAAAUCCCUGUAAUAGUGACACUAACAAAGGUGGGAAGACACUACAUUGUGGAUGCCACUUCAGAAGAGGAAUCUCAAAUGAAUUCAGCUGUUUCGAUAUCUGUCAACAGGCAAGGCCACAUAUGCGGGCUGACCAAACGUGGAGGUGCAGGUCUGGACCCAAGUAUCAUUCUUGACAUGGUAUCUGUGGCUAAACAUGUAAGUGAGCAACUAAUGAAUAAACUGGAUUCUGAAAUUGCUGCUGCUGAGGCAGAUGAAGAUGAACAAUGACAUGAUUGGAACAUCUCCCGUCCUGAAGGUUUAGUGCAUCUAAAUGGGACCUGAUUUAUGUACGCUAUGUAGUUGGAUAGCUCACCACAGGUAGGAUAGGGAUUAUGUAAAAACCUUAAAGUGGAUUAUAUUCUAGUUGGCUUGGGCUUUAUAGGAAAAGUUUGCUAAUGUUGUUGAAUACAUAGAACUUUUUUUUUUCGGUGCUUCGAUUUGACUUACCAAAGAAGAUUUGAAUUCAUGAUUUAUCAGUCGAA